Messenger RNA from Sesamum indicum (sesame), 1719 nucleotides. RefSeq names its product amino acid permease 8 (gene AAP8). NCBI's taxonomy places the organism in Eukaryota, Viridiplantae, Streptophyta, Magnoliopsida, Lamiales, Pedaliaceae. The record is from RefSeq and is a predicted model, not a curated record.
CACAACCCAUUUUCCUAUCUCAGCCUCUCAAAACAAUCACACACACACACGCACACACUCAGACACAAUGGCUAAGGAGUACCAGAAGAACUCCAUGUACAUAGCACAACCCAUGGAAUCCCUCGAGACUGGUCAUUCAAGCAAGAGUUUCGACGACGACGGUCGUGUCAAGAGAACUGGGACGAUGUUGACGGCGAGUGCGCACAUAAUAACGGCGGUGAUAGGGUCUGGAGUGCUGUCGCUGGCGUGGGCGAUAGCGCAGCUGGGGUGGGUGGCCGGCCCCGCCGUGCUCAUGGCCUUCUCCUUCAUCACAUACUUCACCUCCACGCUGCUCGCGGACUCCUACCGCUGCCCCGGCCCCGUCCACGGCACCAGAAACUACACUUACAUGGGAGUCGUCCGUUCUCACUUAGGAGGUUUGAAGGUUCAGUUAUGUGGACUGGCUCAGUACGGUAAUCUUGUUGGGGUCACAAUUGGAUACACAAUUACUGCCUCUAUCAGUAUGGUAGCUGUAAAGAGGUCGAAUUGUUUCCACAAGAACGGGCACGAUGUUAAGUGCUCGAUAUCGAACUACCCUUUCAUGGCCAUAUUUGCGGGAAUUCAGAUAAUACUGAGCCAAAUACCAAAUUUCCACAAAUUAUCGUGGCUCUCCAUCGUUGCAGCCGUCAUGUCUUUUGCUUACUCCUCCAUUGGCCUUGGCCUGUCUAUAGCCAAGGUUGCAGGUGGUGGACAUGUGAGGACAAGCCUAACUGGGACGACGGUGGGGGUGGACGUAACAGGAGCGGAUAAGGUGUGGAGAAGCUUUCAAGCCAUUGGUGAUAUAGCCUUCGCUUAUGCUUACUCAACUGUGCUCAUUGAGAUCCAGGACACAUUGAAGUCGCAGCCAGCGGAGAACAAGGUGAUGAAGAAAGCGUCUUUCGUGGGAGUCACGACCACCACCGUAUUCUAUGUCCUCUGCGGUUGCGUGGGCUACGCUGCGUUUGGGAACAAUGCGCCUGGCAAUUUCCUCACUGGAUUUGGAUUUUAUGAACCCUUCUGGUUGAUUGACUUUGCCAAUGUCUGCAUUGCUGUCCAUCUUAUUGGUGCUUACCAGGUGUUCGCCCAGCCGCUGUUCGGUUUCGUGGAGAACCACUACAGCCAGAAAUACCCAGAUAACAAAUUCAUCACCACCGAACACGCAGUAAACAUCCCACUACUAUGUGGAUCUUACAACAUCAACUUCUUCAGACUGGUGUGGAGAACAGCGUACGUGGUAGUAACAGCUCUUAUCGCCAUGAUCUUCCCAUUUUUCAACGACUUCUUGGGCCUCAUCGGGGCAGCCUCCUUCUACCCUUUAACAGUCUACUUCCCCAUUGAAAUGCACAUCGCGCAGAACAAAAUACCAAAGUAUUCCUUCAGCUGGAUGUGGCUCAAAAUACUGAGCUGGGCUUGCCUCGUCGUGUCGGUCGUCGCGGCUGCCGGAUCCAUUCAGGGCCUUGCGGAGGAUGUCAAGACCUACAAGCCUUUCAAGACUCAAUAGUUAGCUAUAACUUACGUUGUGUUGUUCGGUUUGGUUCGUGCAUGCAUGCAUGGCGGGGGAGGAAUAAUGUGUUGUAACAUGUUUGUAAGAAUUCAGGAGGAUUUUGAUAAUUCGGACUGCAUGUGUGUUGUUUUUUGCUUAGGUUUUGUCGCUUUGCACUCGUUAUAUAUGAAUGGAGAAAGAGUGGUUGGUUAUGGAAA